Rhipicephalus sanguineus (brown dog tick) is the source of this 1964-nucleotide messenger RNA. RefSeq names its product monocarboxylate transporter 9. Lineage: Eukaryota; Metazoa; Arthropoda; Arachnida; Ixodida; Ixodidae. Gene Ontology annotation, biological process: transmembrane transport. The coding region runs from base 66 to 1628 and encodes 520 amino acids. The transcript is spliced from 5 exons. The record is from RefSeq and is a predicted model, not a curated record. Gene Ontology annotation, molecular function: monocarboxylic acid transmembrane transporter activity.
AGACCCUUGUCAUCGCCUCUCCGCGGCUGCAGCCUCCACUGGCCUUGCGGCGUCUUACGAAAACGAUGGCUUCCGAGGACGAAUGCAGAGCCAGUCACUCAAACAUGCCAGUCAAGCCAACAGCAGCUCCGCGGGGGGUGGACCGGUGCUGGUACGUGGCAAUAAUCUGCGCCAUGACCACAUUUCUUACUUCCGCCACCAUACGGUCAUCGGGCUUCCUUUACAUCGGAAUAAUGCGAGAAUUCCAAGCAGACCGUGGUCAAGCAGCCUGGCCGAUUUGCCUCAUGGGAGCCAUGGCCAAUAUGGCUGGUCUCGUCGCUGGCCCACUAAGCCAGAAGUACACACCUCCGCCUGUCAUGUUCGCCGGAAGCAUAAUAAUGGCCGGAGGAAUCAUCGCCUCAAGUUUCGCACCGAGCAUAACAUGGAUCGCUGUAACUCAGGGAAUAGUGUUCGGCAUAGGAUCAGGCCUGGUGUUCAUGACGCUUCCGGUGUUCAUCAAUCAGUACUUCGACAAGUACAGGGGCUUCGCACUCGGCAUCACUUACACUGGCUCCACGAGCUCCGCCUUCGUAUUUCCGCGGCUGCUGCUGUACCUCGAGAAGACGUACAACUUCAGGAGCAGCAUCAUGAUUUUCGGCGCUAUUGUAGGUCACGUGAUACCUAUUAGCCUCCUUCUGAAAGAGCCGCCGUGGAUUCGCCGCAAGCGAAUUGAAGACGGACUGGCUUCGAAGCACGCCAAACAAGUAUUUACGAUUGAGAAGGAAAGCAUCACAGGGCAUUCGGACACAACCCCGAACGGCGCUCUUCAAAGUGACUCAAAAGACGUUAACGCAAAACACAAUGCAAAGAGACACGUGAACCCCUGGAGCCUACGUCAUGGAUUUACUGUGCUCAAGAGUCCCAUGUUUUAUGUGGUGAUGUUGACGUAUAUUUUAUUUGGCUACAACUUCGACGUCUUCAUGGCCACCAUUGUUGACUUUGCGAUUGACAGGGGCACAUCGUUGGAGGCAGCCGUUGGACUUAUACCACUGUUCUCUAUGACUGAUACAUUCGGACGCCUGUGCAUCCCGCUACUCGCUGACAGGGGGUACGUGACGCGCAGUACCCUGGCCAUGUUCACCUACUUGUGGUUGGCGAUCGUACUUCAAGUGUUUCCGCUUGUGUGUGACUACUACCAGCUGCUAGCUGCCUGUCUGUGUCUCGCCAUGGCAAUUGGGUGCGGCGUCACGAUGUAUCCGACUCUCAUGGCUGACUAUAUGGGCAUCCAGAGGCUUCCAAUCAGCUAUGGCAUCGUCGGUACUGUCGCCGGCCCGUUGUUUAUUAUGAAGCCACUUUUUAUAGGCUAUUUCCGGGACAACGUAGGUUCCUACGACAACAUGUACAAGUUCCUCUCGUGCGGGCUCUUCGUGGUGGGCUUCGUUUGGAUAGCCGUGCGCUUGACCGAAGGCCGCAAGCGCAAGGCAUGGCAGCCCCCUGCACAGGGAGCCACUGAAGCCUUCGUUGUUGCUGGCCAUGCCUUCUACUGUAACCCUGGUUUCGUGGCCAUGGAAUCCGGCUGCAGAGAAGAUGACCACACAGCAUCCAACGCGCCGAAAUCUACUAUGGAAUGCCAUAUUGUUUCAACAUGACACUUCGAAGAUCAGUGUAUCGUUGAAAACGUGUCAACACCCAUCCCAAACAUUGCCGCUCCAUUCGUUGAAAACAGAGCGAUUGCUAACAGCGGCAUGGGAGAGGACAGGACUACGGGUUGUUAAAAGAUUUAUUAGAUACUCUCAACUCGUUCUAUAAAGAACUUUUACCCGUUACAAGUGAGAACAACACCACCAUCCAUGCGCGUGUGAACACAAGACUGCCGUUAUGUUGCGGCACAGGCGAUGUAGAGCACACGGCAAUCAGUCCUUGUACCCUUUUGAAAACUGUCAAUAAGUUAAACUGUAUUAAGCUGAGGAUAUAUACAUGACCUU